CACCUCCUCUCUCAUCACUGAGCUCUGAGGCGUUGCAGGCGGCCGCUCAUUUGCACACGGUGCAAACAGCUGUAGUCACAAGGCUGCAUCAAAUAUUUAGUUGUUUGCACCCCGGUUGGUUUGGGAGGAUGUCCAGUAGCUGCUGAGACUAUUUCCAAGGAGGAGACAAUAGAGGAGACUUAACAAGUUGUAGAAAUUACGCUUGGAUAAAUAGCACCAGUAAAUUAACUGUUAAGUUAAAUUAGACUUAUUUUAGUGUUUUGUUUUGUUUUGUUUUUUUGAGUUUGAGGAUUUUCUUUAGCUGUGAUAUUCAGUCAUGUUCAGGAACAAGGAUCCAGAGAGGGUUCCCCUGGUGAUAGAGGUGAAGAACACGUACAACAAUGUGGGAAGCACGCACAGCCAAGAGGUAUUACAGAGAGACGGCACCAGUGGCAUCAAACAUUGCCAUGACAACAGCCACGCACAGGAGGAUCGCGAGAGAGAGAAGAAAGUUGCCAGGAAAAGGUUGUAUGUGGUCUCUGUCGUCUGCCUGAUUUUCAUGGUCGGCGAAAUCCUCGGUGGGUAUUUUGCAGGGAGCCUGGCAGUGAUGACGGACGCCGCCCACUUGCUGGUGGACUUCACCAGCUUCAUCAUCAGCCUGUUAUCCCUCUGGCUCUCCUCUAGACCUGCCACACGCAGGCUCAGCUUCGGCUGGCAUCGUGCAGAGAUCCUGGGUGCGCUGCUGUCAGUUUUAACCAUCUGGCUGGUAACUGGAGUGUUGGUUUACCUGGCUGUAGAGCGCCUCAUCAACGACGACUACACCAUCGAUGGCAUGCUCAUGCUCGUUACCUCUGGUUGUGCUGUGCUGGCCAAUAUUAUUAUGGCCCUCACCCUUCACCAAUCCGGCCAUGGUCACAGUCAUGGGGGACUCACUUCACAUGGUCAUGGUCACAGUCACAAGAAAGGACAAGAAUCAAACCACACCCAUUCGAAUAAUUCAAACCACACCCAUUCGAAUAAUGAUGUGGAGCAAAAAGGAGCCGAGCAAGGGCGUAGAGCUCAGCAGGCCAAUGCCAGCGUGCGAGCAGCCUUCGUACACGUGGUGGGAGAUCUUCUCCAGAGCGUCAGCGUACUCGUCAGCGCCAUCAUUAUCUUCUUCAAGCCAGAAUAUAAGAUUGCUGACCCCAUCUGCACCUUCCUAUUCUCCAUAUUAGUCUUGUGCACCACCUUCACAAUCAUGAGAGAUAUCCUGCUUGUCCUGAUGGAAGGCACUCCAGCAGGGGUGAACUUUAGUGAAGUCCGGGAUGGUCUGUUAAAGGUGAAGGGGGUGACAGCGGUCCACAACCUUCACAUCUGGGCCCUCACCGUCAACCAGGCUGUAAUGUCUGCACAUGUAGCCAUAGACGAGUCAGUGGAUGCUCAGACAGUUUUAAGAGAAAUGACACAGGCUUGUUUCUCCUCCUACAACUUCCACACCGUUACGAUUCAAAUGGAGAGACAGGCCGACCUGAGGCCUGGAUGUACCCUGUGUGAGGCUCCCAAGAUGUAGGAACCCACCUGAAUCAUCAAAAUCCUAACCUGCAGUGAUAUCAGUAUUUAAUUGUUCUGCACUGUGAAUUGGACCUUGAGGUCUUUUUGUUUUACUGUGAGUCGCAAGACUGUGAGACAUAUGACUGUGCCUUAAGUGCCUUUUGUGCUGACUUUCCCAAAGAAGUGUUCAUAUUAAAAUAACGAGCAUGUGCCUAAAAGAAAGCCAAGCUGGCUAAUGAUGGAAAUGAUUUUAUAGGAAACGUUACCUUUCCUCAUCCUCCUGUAUGAAGUUUUAACAUUAUAUUCACGAGUUUUCUUUUGCUUUUAAGUGUGUUCAUGUUGAAACAGAAAUCACUAUGCACUGUAUAAAAUAAAUAUUUGUCUUUUCCCGAUCUAUACAUUGUUACUUGAUCAAGCGUUUUAAGUGCGCACUGAUUUAA
Messenger RNA from Thunnus maccoyii (southern bluefin tuna), 1949 nucleotides. It is a transcript of the gene slc30a8, whose product is annotated as solute carrier family 30 member 8. NCBI's taxonomy places the organism in Eukaryota, Metazoa, Chordata, Actinopteri, Scombriformes, Scombridae. The transcript is spliced from 9 exons. Gene Ontology annotation, cellular component: plasma membrane. The record is from RefSeq and is a predicted model, not a curated record. Gene Ontology annotation, molecular function: zinc ion transmembrane transporter activity. The coding region runs from base 317 to 1528 and encodes 403 amino acids. Gene Ontology annotation, biological process: zinc ion transmembrane transport; response to zinc ion; insulin secretion.